CCCUCCCUCGCCUUCCUUCCUCCCCUCCCAUCGUUUCUCGUAGCUUCCUUCCUUCUCCUAUUCAUCGGAAGCUGUUCGACCGAGGCGAGAUGACGAGCAAGGGCAAGCGGAAGGCCGACGACAACCUUACCGGGACAAGGCACCCGGCUGCGCGGAGGGAUCCUACAACCGGCGACGACCUUGCCGGUACAUCGGCGAACACUGCAGGGCGGACGGCGAAUGCAGCCGGCGACGGCAUUGCCGGGACUUCGCAGGCGCUUGCGGGGCUGACGGCGGCGACUACAGGCUCCGCCGGCGGCUCUUCCCAGUUCGGUGGAGCUGCUCGCGGGGCCGGGGGCGGGUCGGGGUACAGGGGAUUCUCCCAGCCGCAGCCGCAUAGGAGGGCGCCAUCUCAGGGGAUGCUCCGGCCGCCGCUGGGUAAUCCAGCCGUUGGGAGUGCGCCCUUCCCGUACCAGUACCACGCGCCGACCGGCAAUGGUUCGCUCUCCGGCCAGAGCCAGAUCUCCGGCCCCAGGCAGACAGGAACAGGGCAGCUGCGCGGCCACUCUCUGGGGAUGCUCCGGCCGCCGCUGGGCAAUCCAGCCGGUGGGCGUCCGCCCUUCACCUACCAGUACCACGCGCUGACCGGCCAUUGUUCGCUCCCCGGCCAGAACCAGAUCGCGGGCCCCUUGCAUCCAGGAACAGGGCAGCCCCGCGGCCACUCCGGCUCCGGCGGGCCUUCUUGGGCGAUCUCGUGCGCAAGCGUUGAGGUGUGCCCUUGUUGCAAGAAGCCCCCACCGGUCGUGUUUGGGGGAGUGGCGCCAUUGUGCGUGGAUUGCUACACCAAGAUCGUCAUCAGCGACGUGCUUGAGAAGCACCCGGAGAUCCGCUACGUGCAUCCGCCUCCAGGGGCUGCGGCCAUUAGGCCUUCUUCCAGCUCCAGCUCGAGCUCGGCCGUCGGUUGGGGCCCGAUCUGCCCGGCUUGCGACCACCCCUUGGGCACCGGCAACAGGGCGUGCAGGUUUUGCCACAUCAACGGCCCGCCACCGCCAGGGCUCGGCUAGCUCAUAUCAUAUCUCCUCGCUCCAAUCUGCUGUACUGUGAGUGAGAAUGUCUUCUGAACUCCGGCAGCCUUUUCUGCUUGCUCUGUUUCGACAAAGAUGUGGCCAAAUGUGGCAAUACAUACAUACAUACAUACAGAUACAGUAGAUCAUAUACUUGAUUGUUUCCUUUGUCAGUGCUCUGACAUUAUAAAAUGAUACUUGCUGUGGACGUCAG
Messenger RNA from Triticum aestivum (bread wheat), 1257 nucleotides. RefSeq names its product collagen alpha-2(I) chain. The record is from RefSeq and is a predicted model, not a curated record. Bases 90 to 1043 code for a protein of 317 amino acids. Lineage: Eukaryota; Viridiplantae; Streptophyta; Magnoliopsida; Poales; Poaceae. The transcript is spliced from 5 exons.